UGCACACUUGUUUGUCCGUGGCGCUUUGGUGGCUGUGCUCAUUGCUCUGUGAGUAGUGGCAGCAGGGGGCCAAGCUGAGCUCUUGGCCUAGAAGCGUCCGUGGAGGGGGGGUGGCUUCGCACGGCCCCUUGGUGACGUCACAUCAUGUGCGAACGCCUCGAACCCAACACAAUUGACACUCGCAACGCUAUAUAGGUGGCUAUUGGCACCGGAUACUGCCUCUAUUCGUCACGCCAAAUCAAUCUCAACUCAUCUCAAACAGCUCUCCCCCGCUACACACAACUCAGCAAUCAUGUCCGGAAACAGCAACGAGCCAUCGCAGCUUAACGGCCAGCUCAACUCGGUCAAGGGACAAGUGUACGAGGCCGUAGGUAACGCUACCGGUUCCGAUGACUGGAAGGCAUCCGGCAAGCAGAUCCACGCCGAGGGCGAGGCAGAGCAGAAGGCUGCCCAGGGCAAGGCUAUGGCCGAGGGUCUGGUUGACCAGGUCGGCGGCUACAAGGACUCCGUAGUCGGCGCCGUGACUGGCAACAAGGCAGACCAAGUCGCCGGCAAUGCUCGUCAGGAGGCUGGCUCUGCCAAGGUCGACGCCAACAAGCCCCAGUAAAGGGCAUGCGCCUGACUGCCGCUACCUCUCGAUACCAGGCUUGGACGACCCUGUUCUCGUCAGAGGAAAGUGCACAUCCCAGUUGCCCUCCUCGAUGAUGUCUCGACAUGAUGACAAUGA
Molecule: messenger RNA, 727 nt
Organism: Jaminaea rosea
Lineage: Eukaryota; Fungi; Basidiomycota; Exobasidiomycetes; Microstromatales
Exons: 2
Coding region: 293-607 (104 amino acids)
Source: RefSeq, a predicted model, not a curated record